AUAGACAUGGCACCCACUCCUUCGUCUUUCCUUUAAACAUAAACCUUCAAAUAACACCCAAAAAUUUGGCUUUAUUUCUUGUUAACCUCUCAAUCUUCUUUCACUUCAGAUUAAAAUGAGUAUGGCCGGCGGGGGAAAGUGGCGGAGAGAGGCAGAGAAGCUGGUGGUUAAGCCUUUCCGGCUAGUAACAACAACACUCCUCAGCCUCCUCCUUCCUCUCUCUUUCCUUCUCCUUAGCCGUCUCUCUUCAUCUUCCUUCCUCUUCUCAUUGAUCAAAUCUCCUCCGCAAACGGAUUCAUCUUUCCUCUUCUCUAUCCUUCGUUACACGAAUCCGGCCAUAUUAUACGUGGCCGUUUCGGCAAUAAGCGUUUACACUCUAGUUCUUGGUCUGACCACCAAGAUCACAGCCUCAGAACCCAACAGCUCGAUUCCCUUUUCUCCACAUGUCACCAUGGCGUGGCUCACGCUCUUCCUUGUUCAAAUCUCCGUCGGUUUAGGCCUGGAAGGAACGAGUUCCAACGGCUUAAUCAUCGGAAGUGAACGUAACUUCUUGAGCAGACUAGUGUUUUUCUGUGGUCUUAAUGAGGUAAUGCUUCUGUGGUGUAGGCUGAUCGUGAGACCAGUGGUGGACAGCACGUUGAUCGGAGGUCAACACCGGAUAGAAGAGACAGUUUUGGAGAGAGUGGCUUUGGCCGUGAGCUGUGGGACGUUGUGGUGGUGGAAGCUUCGGGAUGAAAUAGAGGCUUUAGUUGGUGUGGCAGAGGCUAAAAGAGCAUUGUUGUUGUUAUUAUUACCAACCGAUGGUAAUGCUAACGUUAGUUUGGAUGUGGGAACGGUUGAUUUUGUGAAUUGGUGGUUAUACUAUAUGGUUGUGAUGAUUGGUAUGGUUAGGAUCGUUAAAGGGUGUUUGUGGUUUGGAAUGAUUUUGCUUUUCGAACAAGGUAGUAGAAGAAAUCCACGUCGAAAUGCCAAUGAUCCUCCUGUUUCUACAGCUUCUUCAGUUCAUUAUGACGAUGAAGGUGACACUAAAGUGUAAUUAGUAACAAUUGGUUAUACGAAGGUUCAAAUUGAUAUUUGUAAUGAGAAAGAUGUUAACAAAUUCAAUACUGGAAUGAAAUUUGAUAAACAGAGGCUUUACAUCACAUUUCGAUAGAAUCAUAAAAAAAAACAUUAGCACCAGCAAUAGGGCUGGGAUCAUGUAUUGGGGUUUUUCGGGGAGUGUUACAAAAAAAAAGAAAAAAGAAAAAAAAGGCAGACAUAGAAUGUUAGUGUCUGUCUAUCAGCUAGGUUAGGCCGACCAAACUUGUUACUCACCCCUUGUUAGGCCUCAAGGGAAAACGAAAAACUCAAAGUUAAUAAUAGGGAAAAUUCCUUAAAAAUACACAGACUAAUUUUCAUUUGCUAAUAAAAUACACGAACUAUUUUGGAUUCCCG
Molecule: messenger RNA, 1434 nt
Organism: Brassica napus (rape)
Lineage: Eukaryota; Viridiplantae; Streptophyta; Magnoliopsida; Brassicales; Brassicaceae
Exons: 1
Coding region: 116-1036 (306 amino acids)
Source: RefSeq, a predicted model, not a curated record